Messenger RNA from Arachis ipaensis, 2135 nucleotides. Its product is annotated as protein NRT1/ PTR FAMILY 1.2-like. The record is from RefSeq and is a predicted model, not a curated record. Gene Ontology annotation, molecular function: transmembrane transporter activity. Lineage: Eukaryota; Viridiplantae; Streptophyta; Magnoliopsida; Fabales; Fabaceae. Gene Ontology annotation, cellular component: membrane. Gene Ontology annotation, biological process: transmembrane transport; oligopeptide transport.
GUUGCCGCACGCAAAAUUUGUUUACUUUUUCUUCACAUGUGCAUGAAACCAUGAAUGAUUUUCUAGCUACUUCACUGCUUUGUAUAUAGUUUUCUUUAUAUAUAUAAUAUGUGUGUGUGUUGCACUUACAAGAGGAACAACUAACUAAGCAAAGAUAGAGAUGGAGAAGGAAAUGGAGGGUGCUUUGGUUGAAGAGGAAAUGAAUGAGCAACAAGAAGAAGAAAAGCAAGACAUGAAUAAUAAUCAAAGGUGCAAGGGUGGACUCAUUACCAUGCCUUUCAUUAUAGGAAAUGAAGCACUGGCAAAGAUGGCAAGUGUGGGGCUAUCCCCAAACAUGAUAGUGUAUUUGAUUGGAGACUACAGACUCAGAGUGGUUAAAGCAACAAAGAUUAUGUUCUUUUGGUUUGCUGCUACCAAUUUUGCUCCUCUCUUUGGUGCUUUCCUUGCUGAUUCUUAUUUGGGUCGCUUUCUUGCCAUUGCUUUUGGUUCAAUUAUCACUUUUCUGGGGAUGGCACUAUUAUGGUUAACAGCCAUGAUAGCAGAGGCAAGACCCUCACCUUUGAGCCAUGAAUCAGCAACAGCACCCCAACUUGCACUCCUAAUCACUUGUUUUGCACUCAUAUCAAUUGGAGGAGGUGGAAUCUUCUGCUCCUUAGCAUUUGGUGCAGACCAACUCAACAACAACAACAACAAAAAGGAGAGGGUGUUGGAGAGUUUCAUAAGUUGGUACAUUGCUUCACAAGCAGUUUCUGUUGUUUUCUCCUUAACUGCAAUUGUUUACAUUCAAGACCGGUAUGGAUGGAAACUGGGUUUUGGUGUUCCUGCGGCACUUAUGUUGUUGUCAACCGUCUUCUUCUUUCUUCUUUCUCACCGUUAUGUGAAGCAUAAACCUCACAAAAGCUUGCUCACUAGCUUUGCUCAGGUCAUUGUUGUUGCAUUCAAGAAUAGAAAGCUUCAACUUCCACCUACUACUCACCAUCCAAUACUCUAUCACCAUAACAAGGACUCAACCCUUGUUGCUCCAUCUCACAAACUAAGGUUUCUGAAUAAAGCUUGCAUAGUCACUAAUAACAAUAAUAAUAGUUCAUGGAGUGUUUGCACAAUAGAGCAAGUGGAAGAAUUGAAGGCCAUAAUAAAGGUAAUUCCUCUAUGGAGUAGCGGUUUCAUGUUAUCAAUAAGCAGUAGCCAAAGCUCAUUUUUUUUGCUACAAGCAAAAACCAUGAACAGGCACAUAACUUCAAACUUCCAAAUCCCAGCAGGUUCUUUUCCUGUCUUCAUUAUGAUCUCAGUAUUCAUAACUGCUGGUGUUUAUGACCGUCUCAUCAUUCCCUUGGCAUCAAAACUUAGAGGAAAACCAGUUAGGAUAAGUGCCAAGAACAGAAUGGGGAUUGGCUUGUUCUUCUGCUUCUUGGACUUGGUAGUUUCAGCAGUUGUUGAGAACAUUAGAAGGAGGAAAGCAAUUAGAGAAGGUUACAUUGAUAAUCCUGAAGCAAUUUUGGACAUGUCUGCAAUGUGGCUUAUUCCACACAAUGUUUUGAAUGGAAUUGCAGAAGCAUUCAAUGCAAUAGGCCAAUCUGAAUUCUAUUAUACUGAGUUUCCAAGAAGCAUGUCAAGCAUUGCUGCAGCCUUGUUCAGCUUUGGAAGUGCUAUAGGAAACUUGUUAGCUUCUCUAAUAUUCAGCAUUGUGGAUGACAUCACUUCCAAAGAGGGAAAACAGAGUUGGGUUUCUGAUAAUAUUAAUAAGGGUCAUUAUGACAAGUAUUAUUGGGUUCUUGCCAUUAUGAGUGCUGUUAAUAUGGUUUACUAUUUGGUUUGUAAUUGGGCUUAUGGACCUACCAUUGAAGAUGCUGCUGGAAACAGGGUUCAUGAAGAGGAGGAAAAAUGAUUAAUUAUUAUAAAUCUGUUAAUUAAUUGUGUGCUUUGGAGUGGGAUGUUAUAUAUUAUUUAACUUGGCUUGUUACAUCUGAAUAAGAUAUUAUUAUUAGUGCAUGGAACAUUGAUGUUUGCCACCAAGUUGAAAUUUAACUUAUAUGCAUAAUUAUUCAUUAUUAGCUACUUUGAUGAUUUGGUAUGUUUUGAUUAUAUUGUAAUUGAAAAAGAAAAGAAAAUGAAAUAAUAGUUAUAGUAGGCAAAUA